Rhagoletis zephyria (snowberry fruit fly) is the source of this 813-nucleotide messenger RNA. The record is from RefSeq and is a predicted model, not a curated record. NCBI's taxonomy places the organism in Eukaryota, Metazoa, Arthropoda, Insecta, Diptera, Tephritidae.
AUGGCCGGCCUCUAUCCGCCCCAGGCUCGUUGGAAGUGGGACGAAGACCUCGGCUCCAGGUGGCAGCCCUUUCCGAUUCAGACUGUGCCGCAUGACUACGAUGGCAUGCUCAAUCCGGACUCGUACUGUAAGAGGGGCAAAGAGGAGAUUGAGAAGGUCUACAGCUCGCCACUGGUGAAGCAGUAUGUAAAGACGAUCCAGCCGACACUCGACUACGUCAAGGAUAACACCGGUCUGCCGGAGGUAGACAUCAUCAAGGCGGAGCAAGUCUUUGACUCGCUGCUCAUUGAGAAGGAGUACAACUUAAAGUUGCCUUCUUGGGUGGACCGGCACGUGUACACGCAGUUGCAGGAGAUCUCCGACAAGUCAUUCGUCUUCUCUGCCAUGAAUCGAGAAGUUCAGCGUCUUCGAACUGGUUUACUACUGAAGGAAAUGAUUGAAAACUUUGCUAAGCCUGACUUUGGCGGCAAACGCCUUUACGUCUACUCUACUCACGACACGCAACUCAGCGUUUUUCUCAGCGCCCUCGACGUGUACAAUGGCCUGGCACCGCCUUUCGGCUCAGCGGUGAUGCUGGAGAUUUACCAGAACCAAACGGACGAGCCGUACCUGCGAACGUUCUACCUGAACGACACCGCCUCCGAGCGACCCAUUGAGCUGGAGCUGAAGAGCUGUCCACAGACGUGGACCAACGGCGCGAAGAAGGCCGUCUGCACGCUGACCAGCUUCCAGCAGACGGUCGGUGAUCUCAUUCCCGGCGACUGGGAGGAGGAGUGCAGAAACGUGUCGGAGGUCAGCGCUGACGGUGAGUAG